AUCUGCGGGUGGGGGGUCCCUACCAAACACACUCCAAUGGAGAUGCGGUGACAUUAGCUCAGCCCUCUCCUCCAGGACCCCCAAUUUUCUUUCCAUCCGCCAGGCAGAGCGGCCUGCCUCGCCUUCAGGGUCAGACUGCAAUAAAUGCAGGGUGGCCACGAGUAACAUGCCGCUAUGGGUCCUCCCUCUGCACCCCAAAGCUCCCCUCGGUGACCUCAUCAGGGAAGCAACAUUGAAGUUGGGUCUGGCCCGCCUUGCCGGGGAAGAGCCGGCCUAAAAAGGACUGGCUGCUGCUGGGCCAGCCUGGGCAAAACAUCCGCUGGGACUCAGGCAUGCCGGGAAUGUCUUGAGGCGGUGGCUCCUUGGCCGCCUUUGGAGUCUUUCCCCAAAUAUGGUGCGUGGCUUCGGCCACCGAGAAUUGGCUCUCCUGGGCUGAGGGGGAGGACCAGGGUGAUGUCAUGGGCCGGAGGGCUGGGGCUUUUUAGCCCCCCCACCCAGCCGCCUCUGGCUGCAGAGUCCCGGGCAGAGCAGCAUCUGGGGACCCUCGGAGUCGCAGCUCACCCUCCUCCUGCAGAUAUGGCAAACAAGGGGCCUUCCUUUGGGCUGAGCAGAGACGUCCAGGCCAAGAUUGAGAAGAAAUAUGAUGACGACCUGGAAGAGCGCCUGGUCGAAUGGGUGGUGGCCCAGUGUGGGGCUGAUGUGGGGCGCCCCGAGCGUGGGAGGCUGGGCUUCCAGGUCUGGCUGAAGAAUGGCAUCGUCCUCGGGAAGCUGGUCAAUAGUCUUUACCCCAGUGACUCCAAGCCUGUGAAGAUCCCAGAUCCUCCUCCCACCAUGGUCUUCAAGCAGAUGGAGCAAAUUGCCCACUUCCUGAAGGCAGCAGAGGACUAUGGGGUGGUGAAGACAGACAUGUUCCAGACGGUCGAUCUCUUUGAAGCUAAGGAUAUGGCGGCUGUUCAGCGGACUCUGAUGGCCUUGGGCAACCUGGCUGUGACCAAGAAUGAUGGGCAUUAUCGUGGAGACCCGUCGUGGUUCAUGAAGAAAGCCCAGGAGAACAAACGGGAUUUCUCCGAGAGCCAGCUGAAGCAGGGCAAGAAUGUGAUCGGCCUGCAGAUGGGGUCCAACCAAGGGGCGUCACAGGCGGGCAUGACAGGCUACGGCCGACCUCGGCAAAUCAUCAGCUAAGCCGAGCCCAGCUGCUGCCUGCCGCUCCCUCCCGGCCAACCUUCCCGCUCUUGCUAGCAGCCCAGCAACUCUGUGCCCCUGCUGCUGCCGCCACCAGUGCCAGGCUGCAAUGGGUACUCCACAGGGAACCUCCCGCCAUGCCCCCCCAGCAGGUCCCAGAAGGGGCCCCACACCCAAGGACUCCUGCUGCUGCUGCAUAGCAACAGCCGGCCACAGGCCUCUGCAUGCUCCCCGCUUGCCCCCCACACAGCCCGGCCUGCUUUGGCCACCUCACGCAUCCUGGUGCUGCUGGAAGCCUUCUCCCAGCUGCAGAAUCGAACUUGGCUGAAAUUGCCCCAGAAAAGGGCAACCCUCCAAGAGUGCAGAACGGAGGCUACUCUUUUGUAUUUUUUUUGGUUCAUCAGAUUAAAAACUAUGAAUCUUUUAGGUU
Python bivittatus (Burmese python) is the source of this 1612-nucleotide messenger RNA. It is a transcript of the gene TAGLN, whose product is annotated as transgelin. Lineage: Eukaryota; Metazoa; Chordata; Lepidosauria; Squamata; Pythonidae. Gene Ontology annotation, molecular function: protein binding. The record is from RefSeq and is a predicted model, not a curated record.